Messenger RNA from Trifolium pratense (red clover), 1448 nucleotides. RefSeq names its product NAC domain-containing protein 86-like. The transcript has 4 exons. Gene Ontology annotation, biological process: regulation of DNA-templated transcription. NCBI's taxonomy places the organism in Eukaryota, Viridiplantae, Streptophyta, Magnoliopsida, Fabales, Fabaceae. Gene Ontology annotation, molecular function: DNA binding. The record is from RefSeq and is a predicted model, not a curated record. The coding region runs from base 57 to 1094 and encodes 345 amino acids.
UCUCUCUCUCUCUCUCUCUCUCUCUCUCUCUAAUAUUCAUCAAAAGUGUAAUUGCAAUGGCUCCAAUGACUCUACCACCUGGAUUCAGGUUCCACCCUACAGAUGAAGAACUUGUAGCUUACUACUUGGAAAGAAAAAUAACAGGUAGAACUAUAGAGCUUGAUAUCAUUGCAGAAGUUGAUCUCUACAAAUGUGAACCAUGGGAUUUACCAGAAAAAUCAUUUCUUCCAAGCAAGGACAUGGAGUGGUAUUUUUAUAGUCCAAGAGAUAGAAAAUAUCCAAAUGGAUCAAGAACAAAUAGAGCAACAAGAGGUGGUUAUUGGAAAGCAACUGGAAAAGAUAGGGCAGUGAAUUCUCAAAAGAGACAAGUUGGAAUGAAGAAGACACUUGUUUAUUACAAAGGUAGAGCACCUCAUGGGAUUAGAACCAAUUGGGUUAUGCAUGAAUAUCGUCUCAUUGAAUCACAUCCUGGUGCUUCUCUCUCUUCUUUGAAGGAUUCCUACUCGUUGUGUCGAAUUUUCAAAAAGACAAUUCAAAUCCCAACAAAAAAUAAUGAGGAACAAGUUGAAGAAACAAAGAAGGAAAUGAUGUUAGAAGAACAAGUGCAAGGGGAAGACUCAAGUGGCACUGAAAAUUCAAGAGAAAUAAUGGAAACUAUGGAUAAAAAAAUUCUUAAUCAAGAUGAACAUCCAAAAUUUCUAUGUGAUGCUUCUUCUUCUGAUGUCACUCAAGGAACAUGUACACCAACAAAUACAUGUAAUAAUAAUAUAACCGAUGAUUUUCAUGCACAAUUUGCUUGUGAUGAAGCAAAUAGUUCAGCUAUUUCUUAUCCAAUUGGAAUUGGCUACCCCUCAAACUUAUUUCAGGAUAUAGAAAUACCUAUGUAUGGUGGUUUCCAUAAUCAAUUUCCACAAACACCUUUUAUGAUUGAAGAUUUUCCACAAAUUGAGACAAAGUCAAUAUUGAAGCCAGAUAUGACUAAUGAUGACUGCUUUUUGUAUGACAAAUAUAGAGACUGUAUGAAUGGAACACUAGAAGAAAUCAUCUCUUUAUGUUCCUCUCAAGAUCAUUCUUUGGCUUUUCCUAUGCUAUAGAAUGAUUAUUAUACUAACAUAUAAAAUGCAUCACUAAAACUAUAGUAUAUGAAUUAUAUCAUAUAUUACUUAAUAUUCAUUGACACUUGAGAAACAAUUGUGUUGGCUAAAAUAACCACACAAAUUGUUUUUUUUUCUUCUUUUUUUUCAGCCGAAUAGUAAAGGCUACACUUGUAGAUUAUACUAGCCAAGGAGGCUAGCUAGAUGGCAUAUUUUUCUUUGGUUUAUGUUGUUUUUUUUUUUGUUUUAAUAGGAGUUUUUCUUUUUCUAUUUAAGACUUAUUAGAUUAGAAUAUUACAUAUAAUCUUGUAUGUUGGUGUUGAAAUGUUUUGUAUGCUAUGGAAGCAAUUAAUG